UACAUCGACAACUAGAAAGCUUAUAAAGGGGAGAGACUUUACGAAAAAAUUCCACUAGUGUUUCACCCAUUUUAUCUACCGUUUCAUGCGCGAGCAAUCAUGAAGCGUUUACUGUUGGUAUUUUUGGUAAUGACAUUUGCCCUUACCGUUCAUACUCAUGUGACUAAGCGGAAUGAAAGCGAUGAAGACAAUAGUGAUGAAGAUGACGAAGAAGAAGAAGGAGGAUUAAAGGGUUUGAUGCUCAAAACUAAGAACAUGACCAUGAAAGUUCCUUUCGUUGGUGAACUUACUGGAGACACAAUUGGAAAACUUAUUGACGGAUAUGAACUAAUUCAGAGAUUGACUAACGGCGCUGUUGGACGUAUUCUUGGGGGAGCAUUUCCCUGUACCAUUUCUCUGGAUUCCUUCGCCUGUACUGGUCACACCGUUGGCCAAGAUUUUGCAUCUAUUGCUGAAGCUAUUCUGAACUCGUUUCCGUCGGUGCUCGUCCCAUCAUUUCUAAAAACGUCUAUUAUUAUGAUGAUUCAGAUGUUCAUUGAACCGACUAUUGAUGUUUUCUUCGGAGGAAUAGCUAAGCCAGAAGCUACACAGGGUUAAUUCGUCCAUUCUUAUUGUUUUAAUUAUAUUUUUCAUUAUAUAUUACUAUUGUUAUUGUUAUUGCGAAUGUAUAACUUUUAAUUCUAAGUCAUUGAUGUGUUUUGUAAUGUUAUAAUAAAUUAUAAUGAUGUAAAA
Cotesia glomerata is the source of this 732-nucleotide messenger RNA. RefSeq lists its product as uncharacterized. The transcript is spliced from 2 exons. NCBI's taxonomy places the organism in Eukaryota, Metazoa, Arthropoda, Insecta, Hymenoptera, Braconidae. The record is from RefSeq and is a predicted model, not a curated record. The coding region runs from base 100 to 597 and encodes 165 amino acids.